AUGUCGAGACAUUCAUCACGCAAGUGUUCAUUGGCCAUCGAAUCACCAAUAGACGAUUCCUGUAACAAUCCAUUAAAUGCAUUUUUAAUCUACAGUGGGAAAACAGACACCCACAGUAAUAAUAAUAAUGGUGCUGACGAUGAAAUGGCUACCACCGAUGAAUCAAUGUCACCACUAGCAUCAUCAACAUUCUUAUCUCCCAUGACACCACCAGGCUCAAGAAAUACAACUCAAUUAAGUAAUCAACAAUUGACUAAACCUCUUCGUUGUCAUCGUCGUCCUUCUAUGAUCAAGUGCACUUCAUUACCUGAAUUAACAGCCAUGUCCACUCACACAGUUACUACUUCUCCUCCACUCAGUAGUCUUAUCACUAAUUCCACCACUCAUGCAAUAUUAGGCAAUCGACGAAUUUCAAUUUGCGAUUUAGAUAAUUUUACGGGGGAGAUUGAUUAUGUCAAACAACAACAACACGAACAACAUCAACAACAAUUACAAAGUCCUGAUAUUGCAAAUUUCAUGUAUUGUAAUUUAUCAACUAGUGAUAUUGAUAAGACCCCUCGUAAGUUUUCAUUCCAUCAUCGUCCCAAAACUGCCCCAGGAAUGAUGAUUGGGGGUAGUGAUGAGACACCCCAGAACCACGAUCAUGAGGACAAUGAACAUGAAUAUGGACCUAAACAACAAGAACAGGAGUCCAUGGAAAUAGACAAGGAAAAAGAAGAGGUGGCAACUCAAAACACUCAAUUACCACAUCAUUAUAUUGAAAAUUUGGCUAGUUUCCAAUUCCGAAAUCAUAAACGAAGAAACUCAACAGCUUUGAAAUUUGAAGAACCAAAAAUAUUGUGA
Candida albicans SC5314 is the source of this 843-nucleotide messenger RNA. It is a transcript of the gene RSN1, whose product is annotated as Rsn1p. The record is from RefSeq and is a predicted model, not a curated record. The transcript has a single exon. The coding region runs from base 1 to 843 and encodes 280 amino acids. NCBI's taxonomy places the organism in Eukaryota, Fungi, Ascomycota, Pichiomycetes, Serinales, Debaryomycetaceae.